AAGAACACUACUAUCGAGUGAUAUAUAUAUAUAUAUCACUAUCACUCACAGGUACCUUUUACUCGUGUCUAGGGCUGAUAGAUCAAAGCGGAGCUUUAGGGCUUUGUACUGGAGCUGGGAGGAAUGCAGGUGGGAGAGGGCGCCCCAAGGCGCACAGGCGGCGGUGGGAGUCGCAGGAGAGUGGUGGUGAGCGACGACGACGAUGGCGAGGGCGAAUGCGUGAGUGGCAAGAGGAGUCGCAGGGCUGUCAUUGAUCCGGGGGACGAGGACGAUGAGGAGGAGAGCGUGGCAUUGAGGCCUAGAGCUGACGAUGGCUUGGCGAUCGGCUUGGAGGAGGACGAUGCGUCCAUCCGGCAUCUGCAGGGAAGGCCCCAGGAUGUGAUCAAGCACACGCUGGGGAAAUGCGAGAGGAUCACUGCCAAGCUCCGGAGUGCGCUAACCGAGGCCGCGAAGCUCGUCUCUCAUGCCGAGGUACAAGCAGCGUGCCAGAUGGCUGGCUCCAACAAGGAUCAAAUGCUCUGCCCUUACCAAGUUGUGGGGGUUAACUUCCUUCUUUUGCUCUAUCGCAAGCGUCUAGGCGGAGCGAUCCUUGCCGACGAGAUGGGCCUAGGAAAGACUGUGCAGGCAAUUGCGUUUCUGGCGCUUAUAAAGCACCUGGAUGGCGACGCUGGUCCGCAUCUCAUCGUCACUCCCGCUUCGGUCCUAGAGAACUGGCAGCGGGAGCUCGAAAAGUGGUGCCCUGCCUUCACUGUCAUUCCAUUCCAUGGUAACGAGCGCAGUGCCUUCAAAGACGAGCUCCUGUCUGCGGCGAGGUCCGACAAGCCACCCCCGUUUCACGUGUUCUUGACCGGCUAUUCUCUCUUCGAGCGAAAGAGUGCAGCGUCCAAGGAUGAUCGCAGCAUGCUGAGGAAGUGGAAGUGGAGCUGUAUUGUCAUGGACGAAGCGCAUCUUCUCAAAGAUCGCACGAGCUACAGGAACAGGAACCUCAAGUCGCUAGCCCGGCGGGCUUGCCACCGCUUGAUGAUAACCGGGACCCCUUUGCAAAACGACCUCCAGGAGCUCUGGUCAUUACUAGAAUUCACAAUGCCGGCCAUCUUCACAAACUGUGAGUUCGAUGCGAUCCUGGACAACAGAAAUGGGAGAAGGGUGUUGACUGCAGAUAACAUCGACCUUAUCAAGCAGAUCCAGGCCAUACUUUCCCCAUUUGUUUUACGUCGUGUGAAGGCCGCCGUGAUGGAUCAGCUGACACCAAAACUUCAAAAGGUGGAAUCUGUUGACAUGGUGGAAAGCCAAGAUGUUGCAUACAGGGAAGCGUUGGUGGAGUAUCGACAGUCUUUUACGUCCUCGUGUCCCCAACGGCAGGUUUCGAGCAUCUUCACGCAGCUUCGAAAGCUGGCGAACCACCCGCUGCUCGUCCGACGAAUCUACACGAAUAAUGACGUGGAAAAGCUGGCCAAGAGGUGCUUUCAGCAUGGCAUUUUUGGCAGUGAGUGUACACUGGAGCGCAUCGUCGAGGAGCUCAGUAGUUACAAUGACUAUACGUUGCACAAGCUCUGCUGUACGCAUGGGAUGUUGGCGAGCCACUCCAAAUUGCGUGACAAAGAUGCCCUCGAAUCUGCAAAAUGCCAGCUCCUGGUGAAGCUUCUCCCUCACUUGCAGAGCGCAGGUCACCGGCCUUUGAUAUUCAGCCAGUGGACAGGAAUGCUGGAUAUCCUCGAGUGGGUGCUCCAGGUUAUGAAUCUCAGCUACAGGCGUCUGGACGGGAGCACUCAAGUUUGUGAGCGACAGAGCCUGGUGGACGAUUUCAACAAGGAGCUCGACAUAUUUGCGUUCCUGCUCUCUACUCGAGCUGGUGGCCAGGGUCUCAAUCUCACGGGCGCGGAUACUGUCAUCAUCCACGACGUGGAUUUCAACCCGCAGAUGGACCGCCAAGCCGAGGACCGAUGCCACCGAAUUGGUCAGUCCAAGUCCGUGACAGUCUACAGGCUGGUGACCAAGUCGACGGUUGAUGAGAACAUAUAUGGGAUUGCGCAGCGGAAGCUCGUCUUGGAUGCUGUUCUCGAGGGCGAUGUGUCGUCGUCGUCGCCGUCCGCUGAUGAAGACGAGAGAACAAUGGGACAGAUACUAUCGAUGAUAUUGAGUUGAUCGCUUCUUAAAAUGUGUAUAGACCUCGGAGGAUUAUUUGGAGGAAAACAAAUGUGGUGCUGGCUUUGAGCCCUAAACCAGGCACUACAUUGUAAAAUUUUUAAUGAAAAUUAAAAAAGAUAAAAACAAACUU
Molecule: messenger RNA, 2278 nt
Organism: Selaginella moellendorffii
Lineage: Eukaryota; Viridiplantae; Streptophyta; Lycopodiopsida; Selaginellales; Selaginellaceae
Product: protein CHROMATIN REMODELING 19
Exons: 12
Coding region: 124-2145 (673 amino acids)
Cellular component (GO): nucleus
Molecular function (GO): ATP binding; DNA binding; ATP-dependent chromatin remodeler activity
Source: RefSeq, a predicted model, not a curated record